This is a messenger RNA of Pecten maximus, 1080 nucleotides long. Its product is annotated as protein SPATA45 homolog. NCBI's taxonomy places the organism in Eukaryota, Metazoa, Mollusca, Bivalvia, Pectinida, Pectinidae. The transcript is spliced from 2 exons. The coding region runs from base 63 to 329 and encodes 88 amino acids. The record is from RefSeq and is a predicted model, not a curated record.
UCACGGAAGGAGUGAUUAGUGAUUGAUGGUAGAAACAUUUGGCUAGUAAGAAAAUCAUCAACAUGACUGAUCAAAGCGAAAGAAAAUUGUCGCCAGCUGCAGCUAGGAACAUGGGGUUUAACAGAGAGUCUUGGUGUGCUGUCGAAAUGAAAAAGGAACAGAGUUGGGAUCGAAAGGUACGAAAACAUCAUCCUCAACAGUUCAGUAGCUCCGUUUUCGACAAGCACCAACCGGGGUACGAGCCCAGAUGUAACUUCAGAGUGGAUGCGCCCACACACCGAGAACGAAGACACCAUCCGGAUCAGUACACCUGUCAAAUGAAGAUUUGAUUCAACAUCCCAUGCAGAAAUGAUAGAUGACAAUUUCAUGUUGGUUUCCAAACUGUACAUCAUUCCCAUGCUGUCUGAAGAUUGGAGUUCACAAAAACAGAAACGAACAAAAAGACACACAUUGAAAUUUUGUGAAGUGUGAAAUUUAAAACAAAAACCUUAAAAUUCUAAGUCAACAUGUGUGAAAAUCAUAUUUUCCUGGAAGCGUGAAGUGAACAUUUUAUUUUCAAUUUAAAAUAGGAAACAUAACAUUGAUUUUAACCUUGUUACAUCCUAGAGGUGUGUAUCUGUGUGGAUAUCAGUAUUACAAUAUUUGUUUAUGCAUUGUUAAGAUAUUGAAUAAUUGUUUACAUGUAUCUGGAAUCUUUUUGUUACAUGCAAGUUUGAAAUCAGUAUUACAUUGUACAUGUUUGUACAGUUUAUUUGUCGUAGAAGCACAUCAGUAUUAUAUUUUUGUAUUCAUGUCUGCAUUGUCUUAUUUAUGUAGGUUUAAGCAUGGACUUUUACAUUUCUGUUAAUUUUAUCAUGAUUUUUAUAAAACAUAUAUAUAUAUAUAGUCAGUUUGUAGGUUUUCUAUUGUUCCUGCUAUGUCACAGUAUUAACAGUUUAUUUAUGAUGUAUACAUGAAAUAGUCCAGUUGCAUUGCUUUAUUCUUAUCUAUGGAUCUUUAUAUAUAUUCAUCUUAAACAUUUGCUCAAGUGCAAUGUGCGCCAGAUUGUGGGUGUUCAAAUAAAAUUGAUGUAAAACAAAA